AUGCCUUCCUAUCUCAUCACCGGAGCUUCUCGAGGAAUCGGUCUUGCAUUCCUCGACAACAUCUCCAGCAACCCCGACAACAUCGUCAUCGGUCUCGUCCGCAACGUAAAAGACACUGAAGCCAAGAUCACAUCUUGGAGCAGAAGUAACAUCCACCUCGUCCAAGGCGAUCUCACCAACUACGAGUCGCUAAAGAAUGCCGUUGAUGCUACAUCCAAAAUCACCAACGGCAGCCUUGACUACCUGAUCGCAAGCGCGGGUCUUGUGUCUGGUGACUUUGACGACUUCUCCGUCUUAGGCAAAGACCCAGCCAAACUCGAAGCCAGCCUUGUCCAGCUCUUCAGCGUCAACGUCAUCGGCAACAUCCACCUCUUCAACCUGUUCAUGCCACUCGUUCUCAAGGGUAAUGUCAAGAAGGUCGUUACUAUCUCAAGUGGCAUGGGCGAUAUGGAGCUGGUGCGCAAGUACAACAUAUCCGAAGAUGGGCCUUAUUCGAUCAGCAAGGCGGCGGUGAACAUGGCCGUUGCGAAGUUCAGCGCCAAGUACGCCAAAGACGGAGUGUUAUUCCUAAGCGUGUCUCCUGGAGUAGUAGGCACAGAUGUCUAUGCUGAUCUUUCGGAAGAAGAUCAACAGAAGCUUGGAAUAAUGUCGCAAAAAUUCCUAGAAUACUCACCAGACUUCAAGGGACCUAUUACGCCAGAAGAGUCAGUCAAGGCAGUACUGAAUGUUGUCGAGUCUUCGAGUGUUGCCAACGGAGACGGUGGUGCUUUCUUGUCGCAUCUUGGCAAGAACGAGAAGUGGAUAUGA
Messenger RNA from Alternaria atra, 807 nucleotides. RefSeq lists its product as uncharacterized. The transcript has 3 exons. The record is from RefSeq and is a predicted model, not a curated record. NCBI's taxonomy places the organism in Eukaryota, Fungi, Ascomycota, Dothideomycetes, Pleosporales, Pleosporaceae. The coding region runs from base 1 to 807 and encodes 268 amino acids. Gene Ontology annotation, molecular function: oxidoreductase activity, acting on the CH-OH group of donors, NAD or NADP as acceptor.